Messenger RNA from Rhodamnia argentea, 2216 nucleotides. RefSeq names its product ankyrin repeat-containing protein ITN1-like. Gene Ontology annotation, molecular function: protein phosphatase regulator activity; protein phosphatase 1 binding. The transcript is spliced from 2 exons. NCBI's taxonomy places the organism in Eukaryota, Viridiplantae, Streptophyta, Magnoliopsida, Myrtales, Myrtaceae. Gene Ontology annotation, cellular component: plasma membrane. The coding region runs from base 177 to 1655 and encodes 492 amino acids. The record is from RefSeq and is a predicted model, not a curated record.
UCGCUGACUUUAGUGAUUGACCUGAAAAAACAAAGAGCAUCCACCGAUUAUCGAUCCCCCAAUUCCUGGCAGCUGUGUUCUUUCUUCACUCCUUCAUUGACUUGCCAAAGAAGAAGAGCGGAACGAGUUUCCCCCACAUGACCUGAAAAAGGGGUUCUUCAAUUCUUGAUCCGAUCAUGCAUGCGGAGCGAGAGAUCGAAGAGAAGCUCUCGGGAGCAGCCAUCAAUGGCAGCGUGACGACCCUCUUGGGUUUGCUGGAUCAAGACCCGCUCAUCCUGGACAAGAUCAUCGUCUCAUGCACGUCCCAGAACCCACUCCAUAUCUCGUCCAUGCUCGGCCACUCCGAGUUCGUCGGGGCGCUCCUGGCCCAGACCCCGCAGCUCGCCUCGGAGACGGACCCGGACGGCAACUCGGCCCUCCACCUCGCGGCCGCCCGGGGGCACGUGGAGGUCGUCGGGAUGCUGCUGUCGGCCGAUCCGGAGGUGGGGACGCGGAGGAACGGGGACGGGAGGACGCCGCUGCACCUGGCGGCGAGCAAGGGCCGGGCCGAGGCGGCGCGGCGGAUCGUACGGGCCGCGCCCGAGUCGGCGCGGGCGGCGACGGACCAGGGGGAGACGGUGCUGCACGUGUGCGCGGGGAGGAACCGGUUGGAGGCGCUGCGUGCGGUGGUGGAGGAGGCCGGGAGGGAGGUCGUGGAGGAGUUGGUGAACAGGAGGGAUGGCGAUGGGAACACAGUUCUGCACAUUGCCGUGGCCAAGAAGCAAGUUGAGAUGAUACAGUUCUUGCUUACAAUCCCAGGACUUGAAGUGAACACACCAAACUCAAGUGGCCUCACAGCACUGGACAUUCUUGAACAGAGUCCCCGAGGCUUGAGAGACCUUGAAAUUGAGACAGCCCUGCAAAACUCAGGUGCUUCACUCUCCAAAGACAUCCAAUCGAUCCCGUAUCACUAUGAUCCAAUUCUUGACACAGCAAGAAAAACCUCCCACACCACCACGACCUCAAGAUCACCUAAAAAAUCGCCGUCACUCUCCACCAAGAGAGCCCCAUCAAAGAAACUGAGUACUCGAAGGAAAUCCCCGCCGGAACCCGAGUGGCUGAGCCAAAAGAGAAGUUCGCUCAUGGUGGUGGCGUCGCUGCUAGCAACGGUGGCAUUCCAAGCUGCAAUCACGCCGCCGGGAGGCGUCUGGCAGGACGACUACAAGGUCGAUGCCGACGGCAACCCGGUCAAGGAGCCGCACUUGGCGGGCACCUCCAUCAUGGCCCACGUCCAGCGGAUCGCCUAUGGCCAGUUCAUGAUAUUCAACACACUGGCCUUCCUGUCCUCCCUCAGCAUCAUCCUGCUCCUCUUGAGCGGGCUUCCGAUAAGGCGGCGACGCUGGAUGUGGAUCCAGAUGGUGAUAAUGUGGUUGGCGAUCACGGGGCAGGCUAUCACCUACUUCAUAGCGCUGCGCAACAUGUCACCGGCCGACACGCGGGGGAUGCUGAAGGAUGUGACGGAUGUGUCGGUGGUGUGCUGGAUGUGCCUGAUGGUGAUGGUGUUCAUGGGGAAUGUGGUGAGGCUAAAUGUGUGGGUGCUGAGGAAGUGGGGUUACUUGAAGAAGAAAGAGAAGGAUUCAGCUGAAGAUGACGAAGACAAGUAUGAGGAAGUGUGAGAGUCUGUGUGAUGAUUGAGUAAACCGUGUGGUCUUUGGUCUACGAUGGCAGUGGCCUGUUCAAUAUAUGUGAUUUUGUGAUUUUGAUGAGUGGGUUGAUGAUGGUUUUAGAGGUGCUCUGUGUUCUUGUAGUUCUGUUAGAGAACAGAGUAUUGGUCCUAGAGAGAGGGUAAGAUGGAUUCUGCUAGAGAAAUCUGUGGAUGGUAAAGGAUUGAAGAGACUAAUAUGGUGCUUGGAGCAAAAGGGCUUGAUUUCCCCCGGUAAAUUGUACAAAAUCAAGAUAACACACGGUUAUAUUUGCUGCAAUUUCUUCUCAAUACAAUGAUGGCCAUGGCUAUUGGACGACAAGGGCUUCAGCCAGCUUGGUUAGGUCUGCUCAGGAACGGCUCUGUCCUCAGCUCGGCCAUCUUCACUCGGCAUGGUAGUAUUCUUGACUUCAGCCCUCAAUGGAGAUUUAGGGUGGUCAGAAAUGAAUUGGUAAUGCAGGAUGGAAUUUCCUGCUAUUGUUAUCUGAUUGUGACCUUAGUUUAAACAUUAUAUGAUGGUGAGAUUGUGAAUGUU